AUUCAAAUAUAAUAGUUAUAUUUUGUACUAUAUAUUUGAUUAAAUGUACAAAAAAUGUAUACUCUUUGCCCGAUAAAUGUUCAUUAAAUCGAUUAUUAGACAAUCUGUUUGAAUCUCUUACUCCCGAUGACUAUUCUGUGGCCAAUCGAUCGCAAAUCUAUCAAAGAGUUGGACACAUCAAUCAUACUAUUGAUCGGUUUAAUCGUAUGUCGGGUUUUGCCAAAAAUGUCAGCAAAAUAUAUGAACCGAUUGUCAAUAGAUUGACGGCUCGUUUCAGUGAACUAUUGAUGGAAAUUGAUUUACCAAAUGAUUGCAUGUCUUCGUUGAUAAAGUUAGGAUCGGCUGUGAAAGACAAGAAAAAAUGGGCACUAAAUUUUUUACGGACAUUCCCAACGCCUAAAUCUGGUUUAAUACAGGGAAGUACUUCAUCGAUCGGUUAUGAUGAGUGCCUAAGUAUAGAAAGUACUAACGAUAUGAGUGGACAGUCUAUUAGAGGACAGUACUGUUGGGUCGGUAUUGUCAAUAUGGAAGUCAAAGGCGAUACAUAUGAACAGCUAAACAAAGAAAUAAAUUUUAUUAAAUUAAAUGAAAGACUUCGUAAAAUGCACGACAAUUAUGGAACCGAUGACUUCAACCGAACGAUGCGAAUGAAAGCUUUACAAAUUAGCCGAGAAAUGGUCGCCGAUUUUAUUGCAAUUAUGUCUUACGGCAAGACAUUUGACAAUCAUUUACCGAUCGGUAUUUGUUUGCCCAACACAUGUAAAAUACAAGAUAUUGAAUACGCUAUGAAUAAAGUUAUAUAUCCGAUAACACAAAUGCCGGUCGUAUUCUUACCUGAAUGUGAUUCAGUGGACAAACCUAUUAAACCGGAUGUUCAUCAAUGGAUUGCAAUAAUUAUAUUUCUAGUAUUAAUAAUAUUAUCAGUAAAAUCAACAUUAUAUGAGUUGUGGCGCAUAAUGUGGUCAAAAAAACAAAUGAAAGACCAAUUGGGUGUACAAUUGAUGCUAUCGUUUUCAAUGAUAACUAAUUUCAAAAGUUUAUUCAUAAACAGUAAUCCUAACAAUCGGUUUGCUUUUCUGGACGGUCUCCGAACUAUUCUUGCAUUUUGUGUUUUAUUAAUACACACCAAUUGGAUAGACUUUCUGCCAAUACAUGCAAAAACGGCCACCAAUUCGGUCGGAUCCCAAUUGAUAGUGUCGUGGAAAUACAUGUAUAUAACUAAUUAUUAUGUAAUUGAUACGUUUUUCUUGAUUGGAGGAAUGAUGACCUCUUAUGUGAUGUUUUCUAAGUUAGACAAGUCUAAGGGUUCAUUCAAUUACAUACAAUAUGUAGUAUUCAAAUAUUUUCGUGUAGUAACACCAGUAAUGGGCACUGUUUUGCUUUAUUUUAUAUUUCCACUUUUAGGAAAUGGUCCUAAUUGGUUAUUUAUAACGAGUGCAUUAUAUCUCCCGUGUCGUGAUAAUUGGUUUUCUGUAUUAACAAUGAUUAGCAAUUUUAAUGUGUCACCACCUGAAAAAUUUUUGUGUAAUCCUAGCGGUUGGUAUGUUUCUGCUGAGUUUCAAAUAUUUCUGAUAGCACCGGUAGCUUUUCUCGUUCAGUAUCAUUAUCCACGUAUAGCCGUUUGGUGGGGUCUAUUCAUGUCAUUAGGAUUGGGUGGUUAUUUUCUAAUAGCACCAAAAUAUAUAUGGGAUAUGCCACACUUUCUUGAAUUACCAAAUUAUAUUAGUCUAUGGGAUAUGAGUAGAUCUGUGAUUCAACACUAUUGGAAGGCCGAUACACAUAUCUGUACCUAUAUGUUGGGUAUUUUAUGCGGUUAUUUGAUCCGUAAGAAACCCAACCUAUAUCUCGGCGGCCGAAUCGGUGAAACACUGUUAUGGCUGACAACGUGGACAUUGACUAUGGGUUCACUUUAUUGGACAAACCUAUUGUUGCAUAAAUACUAUACGCAUUCAAAUGAAGAAAUAUUUCUAUUUAUUUCAUUAUCUAAAUAUAUGUAUACUAUUGGUUGGUUUUGGGCAUUUUAUGCCUGUGCUACUGAUAGAGCAGAUUUUAUUAACAAAACUCUCGGUUGGAAAGGAUUUACAUUUACCACAAAUUUAGCGCUUGAAAUAUCUUUGUUACACGUAUUUAGUAUGUUAUAUCGCGUUAGUAUUGCACGAAAUCAUGUGGUUUAUACACACUAUUAUGUGUGGACAAUGUCUUUGGCUGAUUAUAUAAUAACUUUGAUAAUUUCGAUACCGUUUUAUUUGCUAAUAAGCGCUCCGACGGCUAAUUUGUUGUCAAUUUUAAAGUCAAGUUUAGAAAGAAAACCAAGAAAUCAACAAAAAGAAGAAAAUAAAAAUCUUUAA
Oppia nitens is the source of this 2348-nucleotide messenger RNA. Its product is annotated as nose resistant to fluoxetine protein 6-like. NCBI's taxonomy places the organism in Eukaryota, Metazoa, Arthropoda, Arachnida, Sarcoptiformes, Oppiidae. The transcript has 12 exons. Gene Ontology annotation, molecular function: acyltransferase activity, transferring groups other than amino-acyl groups. The record is from RefSeq and is a predicted model, not a curated record. Bases 207 to 2348 code for a protein of 713 amino acids.